ACAUAACCUCAAUUUAUAAUUUUCAAAAUAAAUGUUGUUUUCCAAAUUUAUUCUAUUCAUUCAACAUGGAAGAUCCUAAAAACAGAGGUAGAAAGCACUUGCUUAAUAAGUCCAAAUAUAGCAAAAAUAAACUCAAAACGGGCCUAUCAAAACCAGUUACAAAAUCCAAGUCCUUAGUGCCCAACUGGGAUAGAUAUGAGGAAGAAUUGACCUCGAUAAAUGAUUAUGUACCUUUGGGAUCUGACUUUUCACAGCUGGCCAAUGCCCCUAUUUCAAAGGGAAGUCAUUUCCAAUUCAAGGAAGCUACCACUAAAAUCCAAGAUAUCGAAAGGAGUCCAGCUGAUACAAGUGGCUUAUUUAAUAUUGAUCUUAAUCUGAUUGGUUUAAGCUUGUCUACAAUACCGUUCAAUGAAAGGUGUGGAAUACCCGAUGAAUAUUUCUCAGUUGCUCAACAAAAUAUUAUGAUGCAAACUGCCAAGAAUAAUGAAAAAAUAUAUGAACAAACAUUGUUGAAAGAAGGGAUUGAUAUUAAAUCCAAUAUUGAUGAGUUUAUGGCUUCGAAAGAACCCACUAGUUACAUUAUGAAGAGCAGAAAUGGGAAAAAUAGAACACUACAAGUUGAUGAAAAUCUUGAAAAUGUUAGUGAGGAUUAUAGAGCCAUUGAGGAUAAAGUUACACGAGGAAAUAAUUCAGAAAUCUCUACAUUAGGAAAUGAAAUUGGUGAACUUUCUUUGGAUAAGAAUUCCUCAUCUUCUGAAGGUGUUCAUAUAGAAUCUGCCUCUUCAAUAUUAGAAACUGAAACCUUACAACAAUGGUUAGAUGAUGUAUUAGGAGAUUAAUCAUUUCAACUUAAUAUUUUUUAAUUGGUGAUAGAUCUUUUGUAUAAAUAAAUUAAAUUAUUUUUUUGACAAAAA
This is a messenger RNA of Coccinella septempunctata (seven-spotted ladybird), 914 nucleotides long. RefSeq lists its product as uncharacterized. Gene Ontology annotation, biological process: negative regulation of G2/M transition of mitotic cell cycle. The record is from RefSeq and is a predicted model, not a curated record. The transcript is spliced from 3 exons. The coding region runs from base 66 to 839 and encodes 257 amino acids. NCBI's taxonomy places the organism in Eukaryota, Metazoa, Arthropoda, Insecta, Coleoptera, Coccinellidae.